This is a messenger RNA of Penicillium macrosclerotiorum, 708 nucleotides long. Its product is annotated as class I SAM-dependent methyltransferase. Bases 1 to 708 code for a protein of 235 amino acids. NCBI's taxonomy places the organism in Eukaryota, Fungi, Ascomycota, Eurotiomycetes, Eurotiales, Aspergillaceae. The transcript has a single exon. The record is from RefSeq and is a predicted model, not a curated record. Gene Ontology annotation, molecular function: O-methyltransferase activity; RNA methyltransferase activity.
AUGGCAGAAGCAUGCCAUGACCACCCCACCCCGACAACAGAACUCUCCAAUGCAGAGCGCUUCAAAGCUACACAUCUCGCCGCGCGCCAUGGAAACUACCACCAAUAUUAUGCCAAGUUUCGGGCGCCCACAGUUCCGGACGAGCGUCUUUCCAUUCUCCCAUCAGAUAUUCUCCGCAACGCGCGAGUCAUAGAUUUAGGUUGCAACGCGGGAAAACUGACCUAUGAGGCGAUAGCGCACUGCGGCGCGGCCGCUGCAGUCGGCGUCGAUAUCGACCCGUGGCUGAUCGACCAGGCGAAGGCGGCGUACCCAGACGGGCCCUGCACAUUUGAGCACUUUGACUUCGUGGAUACGUCCGCGUACACGGGUACCGCGCUGGGCAAGUUUGACGUUGUCCUACUGCUCUCUGUGACGAAGUGGAUACAUCUGAACAACGGAGAUUCCGCGAUGUUGACGUUAUUUGCUCAUAUACAGAGCAUCCUGAAUGAAGGGGGUUAUCUCGUCGUGGAGCCGCAGCCCAUGAGCAAUUAUGCAAGAGCUUCAAAGAGAAAUAAAGAAUUGAGAGAGAUGUAUAAGACGAUCCAGAUUAAGCCACCGUUUGAGGAUGAAUUGAGCGCGCAAGGGUUCGAAAAAAUUCUGAGAGUUGAGAGGGACGAAGAGGGGUUUGCUAGGCCUGUAUAUAUAUGGAAAAAAACUACUAUCAAAUGA